AUGCCCGGUUUGGUAUAUGACCCUUCAGCUCGCUACACUGGACCCCUUCUGCCACUGGUGACCCCUGUGGCGAUGGCCCAGACAGGCGUGCGGGCGCUUGGCGGUUGGCUGGCGCUGGAGGAACUCGCGGCGCUGUGGUCGGCCAACUGCCGCGCGAUCGCCUCCCCCACCGAUCGCCGCAAGGGCGGCCCUUGGAACGGAAUCUCGGCCUUCAGCGAGAGGGGCGGCUGGCGCCACAUCAACGGGGGAACGACGAUCCACGACGGUGGUGGCGAUUCGGAGUUGAUUGAGGAGACACCGGCAGCCCCAGAAGGGCCCACUGUUGGAAAGUACACAAGCCAAGAAAUGCAGGAGCGGCUCAACGACCCCACAAAAUGGCCUCAAAUUGAUCCAUGGCGCAUACCCGUGUACAACAACAGGCAAAUCAUCAUGCUUGCAGAGUUUGCCGAGAUGCACCUGGUGGCAUCCAGCUACAGGGUGAAGAACGCUCAGCACAUCCUGCGAGACCUGGCUGGCACAUAUAUCAAGUACCUCAAGAAGCCCACCAUAGAUUAUGUGAACAUCUCCACCCUAAUUCAGAAAUUUGCACGCCUGGUGAGCCUGGCUGGUGUGCAGCACUGGCUGCUGCAGCACCACAGCGAUUUUGUGGGCAAGAUGUUGCACCAUGUUGACACGAACAUCGCAACGUUCAGGGCGCGCCAGAUCGCCGCCACGGUAUUUGCCCUGGGCAGGCUGGGACCUGGGGUGAGAUUGGUGCGGACACCGUCAGGUGUGUCUGGCAACGAAGUUCUGCAGAAGCUUGUCCUGGCAGCAAAGCUGAACAAGGACUUCAUGUUGGAUCGUCAUUGGUCGGCUCUCUUGGUGGGACUCAUCAUGCUCUGCCCACAGCAUGGACAUGGAGAGGCGGGAGAGGGUCUGGAAGGGGCUGCUGGCGAUCUUAGAGGUGGCCUUGAAUCGUUGCCGGGCCUCUAUGGUGACGAAUUUUUGCGGCUGGCAGAUCAAUGCAUCGCUGGUGGUGGGCGCUUGUAUAACCCUUCCCAGUUGUCCACCUCGCUGUGGGCAUUUGCGAAAAUGGGCUUUCGCAAAUGCGAGGCAACUGUGCAGGCGACCCUGAAGCGUCUGGAGGUUGAGUCGCUCCAUUUCCAAGUCGCAGACGUUGCCCUCAUCUUGUGGUCACUGGCUAUGCUCCAUGCACGGCCUUUGUGCCUGCAGGUGCCCAGAGGCAUGCAGAAGGCCAAGGAGCUCUGCUGGGCACACCUGCAGGACACAUCCACACAAGACCUGACCUUUAUCGUGUGGGGUUUGACUGGUCUGGCGGUCCCGGGCUGCACAGGCAUAUUCAAUGCCAUCGUGAAGGAAGCCCUGUACAAAGUAGCUGUGGGUAAGCUUUUCAUGGAUGCCGACAUCAUAGGGCUGAAUUUCAGCUUCGCCCGUUAUCGGUACAAGCCCCCAGAUGUGCUGCUCAGCCAGGUUUCAGCCUACCUGCGGGACAAUGCGGGCAAACUGAACGCGGGGUUGUUGUCUCAGGCGAUGUAUUUUGUCGCCUACUUUGGCAUGGAGGAUGUUGCUCUCAUCAGGGAAAUGAAAGCGCAGAUGGCCAAAUGCAUGGCAGGGGCAUCGCUGGAAGAUGCCUCUGCUUUUGCAUGGUCGUUGGCGAUGGUGAACCAGCUGGAUCUACCUUUCCUCAAGCAGGUUUUGGUGCACAUGUGCUCGUUUGGAAGCCCCGCCAUAAGACCCAGCGCCAGGCGCCAGAUGCAUCAGUGUCUCAUUCACUUGCAGCACGUGGCCAAGGUGGAAGUGCCUGUGGACAUGCUCCCUGAGGAUCUGGCUCAGAUGGCCAGGGAAGACUGGAGGGAGGGUCAACGGUGCAGGCCAGUGCAUCCAGACAUGGUGGACGUCUUGCAGGUCCUGGGAGACAUGGGAUAUGAGACGCACCCAUGUCAGGUCAUCCACGAGGGACCCAUCAUGGCCAGCAUUGCGACGCUUCGGGACGGCACCCGGAUCGCUGUCGAAAUCUUCCGGCAGGCUCACUUGUUUGUCAACACAGAGUCACCGCUUCCCGGGCCAUCGCUGUGGCGAAGCCACUUUCUGGAAGCCGUUGGGUUCAGGGUGCUGAUGGUGAUGGAGUUGGAUUGGAGCAGCCUGAGCGACCAGGGCGCCAGGCAGUACCUCGCACAAAAGCUGGAGGAGCUGAAUUUGCCUGCUGCUGCGUUGCGAGCACCCGCUGUGGUCCCAUGA
Messenger RNA from Ostreobium quekettii, 2238 nucleotides. NCBI's taxonomy places the organism in Eukaryota, Viridiplantae, Chlorophyta, Ulvophyceae, Bryopsidales, Ostreobiaceae. The record is from the annotation of a GenBank genome assembly.